Nannizzia gypsea CBS 118893 is the source of this 1086-nucleotide messenger RNA. RefSeq lists its product as hypothetical. The coding region runs from base 1 to 1086 and encodes 361 amino acids. Gene Ontology annotation, molecular function: protein binding. Lineage: Eukaryota; Fungi; Ascomycota; Eurotiomycetes; Onygenales; Arthrodermataceae. The record is from RefSeq and is a predicted model, not a curated record. The transcript has a single exon.
AUGACCGCCAUGUCGACAAAAAUGUCAGCUGAAGAUGUAAUUACAUAUCUAUCCAACCCUCCAGAGCACCUAAUAGGGCCAGUGGUCACUAUCAAGGAGCCGGCCAAGUUAUCAACCCUGACCCAUUCUGGUACAUCAUCUCUUGGCCGUCUAGACUCUCUAUCGCUUGAAGUUUUGCACAUGAUCUUACAUUAUUUGGACAUUCGGACCCUCUCUCGCGUCUCGCGUGUCUCCCAUCGGGGGAGGGCUACGGUUGAAUCCCUACCAAUAUACCGUGCUCUCAUGAAAUAUAUACCAGAUGUACUUAAAGCGCUCGGCCAAUGCAGGCACCUACAUUUCUAUACUGCGAGAAUGCUCCUCGACCUUUUAAGGACAGAAUGUUGUGAAAAAUGCGGAAAAUUCGGUCCCUAUCUGUUCCUUUUUACAGGUGAACGAUGCUGCAAUGAGUGUCUAGUGUUUGACAAAUAUUUCAGGAUGAUUACAUUCCCAAAGGCUGAAUCGAACUUCAACCUCGACCCAGGGGAACUUGGACAACUUGCCUCUUUGAAAACUAUCCCUGGCGUUUAUAGAACGCAUAUGGUGAGAAAGUCACGACAACGGUUGAAACUUCUUCACAGGGACGAAGUAUCUCAACUUGUGAAAGCUAAGGAGAAAGAGCGUCUUAGGGCUCGGUUAGAGGAAGAGGAAAGAAUGCGGGAUGCCGGCCUCGAAAUAGACAGAGUCUGUACACUUUAUUUAUCUUCCGAUUCGCUGGAUUUGGACGAGGAAGGAGGGCCGAAAGAGAUCCCUGAAUUCGCCGGAACGGGAGUAAUAAACUUACCACAUCUGAAGCCUGACAAUACUUCUGAAUACGGCCAUUGUUGCAAAGGGUGUGAGUGGGCACGCUUGCGAUAUUACUCCAAUCGCACGAUAGUUGAUGUAAGGCUUUUGGAAACUCCGAGGUACAAACUGCGCUCUCUGCUUUGGCGGAGAAGCUUACGCGCUUGGCCGAAGGGUGAGUUUCUGAAGCACGCUGAAGAGUGUGCUGGGGCGCAGCAAUUGCUCUUCCAAUGGUACCGGCGCCGCAGGGCCAGAAGAAUGAUUUGA